This is a messenger RNA of Pneumocystis murina B123, 1755 nucleotides long. RefSeq lists its product as hypothetical. Gene Ontology annotation, biological process: intracellular zinc ion homeostasis; zinc ion transmembrane transport. The transcript has 4 exons. Lineage: Eukaryota; Fungi; Ascomycota; Pneumocystomycetes; Pneumocystales; Pneumocystaceae. Bases 5 to 1501 code for a protein of 498 amino acids. Gene Ontology annotation, cellular component: membrane. The record is from RefSeq and is a predicted model, not a curated record. Gene Ontology annotation, molecular function: zinc ion transmembrane transporter activity.
UAAUAUGAAGGAUAAAACAUUUUGGAUUAGAUAUAUUUUUACAUUUUCUAUUUUAAUAUUAAUAUUUUCUUGUGACAAUGUGAAAGCAUCAAGACACGAUUGGUCUAAAAGGGAAAUGCCAAGAAAUCCUAAAGAAAAAGAUCCGUUCUCUGAAAUUUCAUUGAAUGAAACUAUAGAACUUUUAAUAAAUGAUAUUUCUUCAGGAAAAUUUGGGUUUCUUUCAGCAGGUUUUGGCAAUUGUCCAUUUUUAUCUGAAUGUCAGGAAUCAAGAAUUCCAUAUCUUCAUCUAGGUUAUGAUUGUUAUACAUAUACUAUGCAAAAUAUUUCAAAUAUUUUUAGAUCAUGUCAACAAUUGGCAGUAUUUUUACAAUUAAAGAAUUUUGUAAAUUAUAGAAAAGACCAAGAGCCUGACGAACCAGAAGGCAAUAAAAGCGAAUUUUGCCAGCAUUUAUGUUCAGAUUCAAAAAAAUGUCCGUCGUACAAUAAAGAUAAUAAAUUAGAAUCUCUUAAAGAUUUAGUAUACAAGUUUGAAGAUCAUAUAAUGGAAUGUCUAAAUAUAGACAAAAAAUCUCAUAACCCAAUCUAUUUUAAUAUAUACGAAAAAAAAAAAGGUAAAUUACUCCAGACCUUUUUCCCAUUUUCACCGACUAUUAAUUCAAUAUUGGCCACUUUUUACAUCUCAGGUCCUCCCAACUUUGUUUUGAUGCUUAUUCCAAAUAAUAUAAAUAAAUCUCUUUUGGAUAUUUUAGUUGCAUUUGCAAUUGGUGGCUUUUUUGGAGAUAUUUUCUUACAUCUUCUUCCCAAAGUAUUUUUAGAUAAAAAAACUAACAGGGAUUUCGAUAUAACAUUUUUUGACAAUCAGAAAAAUAUUGUUCUUAGCUUUUUUAUUCUUAUGGGUUUUGUUUGUUUUAUGUUAAUAGAUAAAACUUUGCGAUUGUUUAUAAAACAUGAUUCUAAUCAUGACCAUAAUGAAAAAUAUAUAAAAGAUGGUGAAGAUAAAAAACAUGAUAAGCCUAUAGCAGUAUCUACUUCUAUAUCUUUAAAAUCGGAUAAUACAAAUGAUAUUAAAAAGAGGAUUGUAGUUAACGAUGAAAAAAAAAGAGAUUCUUCAAUAUCUUCUGCAAAGGUUUUAAAACCAGCAUUAUCUGGUUAUCUCAAUUUUAUAGCAGAUUUUUUUCAUAACUUUACCGAUGGUUUAGCUUUAUCUACAUCAUUUUAUGUUUCUCCUAUAACUGGGAUGACAACAACAAUGGCUAUUUUCUUUCAUGAAAUUCCACAUGAAUUAGGAGAUUUCGCUGUUAUUUUGCAUUCUGGAUUUACAAAAUAUAAAGCAUUAAGCUGCCAAUUUAUAACAGCUACUGGCGCCUUUCUAGGAACAUUUAUAGGGAUUCUAAUAAAUAAAUUUUCAACAAAUUUUUUUAAUACUAAAACAUAUCUUUUUAAUACUUCUAUUGUUUUAAACGAUCUUGUUUUAUCUUUUGUAAUAGGUAAAAAGUUUUAAUUAAUACACAUUUUUUAUUUAAUAUUUAGGAACAUUUCUUUAUGUAGGAACUAUAGGAAUUGUUCCCGAACUGCUAAAUGAUAAAAAUAAUAGAUUUUUUAUAGUAUUUGCUCAAUUAAUUGCAAUUUUUUUAGGUUUCGGAUGUAUGCUUAUUAUUUGAGCGAAUAUUCAAUUUUCUGUUAAAUAAUAACAUUUAACCAUUAACAUUUUUGAUCUUAAAUAUAUAUUGAAUAUAUUUAACAACAUAAUUCAAA